AUGGAAUUGAAAAACGUGGAAUUGAUUGAAUUGAUAACGUGUAAUAGGAAAGAUUCUAUACUAUUACAGAAUUAUCUGAGUGAACAUUUUAUACGAAGCGCCAUCAUCGAAGUGGAUUAUUUUAUAGUUAAUUAUAAAGGUAUCAUUGAAAAUGCUAGUGCUAUUUAUUACAAUAGAUACGGCUACGUCUUGGAUCUACACUGUCCAAAUUCCAAAACAUUUGUAACCUUAGAUGCCGAUUUGACAAAGUGGAACUCUAGAUUCGGAGACACGUACAAUUGGUUGCUUUUGGAUGUGGAAAAUAGCAUUGUAAUCGAGGAUUAUUUUAACGAGGCGAAACUCAGGUUGGACUCGGAAGUGUUUGUGGCUAGGCAAGAAGGGAACAGUUACAAACUCCGAGAAGUUUAUAAUCCAGGCGGAGUCGGUGCAAAGAUAGUUUCAAGGGAUUCGAUGAUUUUUAGUAAAGGUAGUUUUCGUUUCGUGAUCGAGAACAACUUCUAUUUGGCGCGGAAAAAUCUCUCCGGUUUAGUUAUUAAAACUACAACUGUGAUUACUAAAAAUAUUAGUGGAACAGCUGAAGAAUAUUUAGUUAACAGGAAAAAUAUUGACGAUGCUGUGAACAAACUGAACUUCGCUCUUUUUCUGCACUUAGUCGAUGUGCAUGAAUUCAAGUAUACAUUAAUGACAACGUACACGUGGUAUGGGCCAACACCGAGCGGAAUUGAUGGAGGAUUGACGAAGCAUCUGUAUUAUCGUGAAGCGGAUGUUUCGGCAACUUCCGGUAUCAUGACGAGAGAUCGAGUCACCGCCAUAGAUUACCUAAUAUCCACCUAUUAUUUUGGUACAUGCUUUAUCUUCAGAAACCCGAGCGCCGUUGGUAAAAUUCGCAACCAGUUUUUCGAUCCUUUCGCCGCGAAGACUUGGUGCAUCUGCUUACUGUUUCUGAUUAUACUCACCGUAUUUAUAAAAGCUACCUUUUAUAUACAUGGAAAACUAACUAGAACGCAAAGCGAGAGAGGUUCUUGGUCCAGCUCCACCUUGAAUACUUUAGCUGCAUUCUGUCAGCAAGAUAUUGAAACGGACGAGGAUAAUCUGACUGGACGAAUUCUGAUCCUGUCGUUGAUGGUGCUGUCCCUGCUUCUGUACAAUUACUAUACAUCAAGCAUCGUAUCCGAUCUGAUCAAUUCCCGCACGGCGGCUUUUUCGACGGUCGGCGAAUUGGUGCAUAGCAAUUUAGAUCUAGGAAUGGAGGAUAUAGCUUACACCGAGAGAUUAUUCAAAACGACCAUCGAUCCGGACAUAAUCUAUUUACGGGACAAGAAGAUUCUGGCGCGCGGCAAAAAGCCAAACUAUUUUAAUCCGACGGAAGGCAUAGCCAGAGUUAAAUCUGGAGGCUUUGCGUAUCACGUGGAGCCGGCGACCGGAUAUCCGCUGAUCGCUAAAACCUUCGACAGUUCGCAGAUCUGCGACCUGUGCGAGAUCUACGUGUUCAAGCCUACUCUGAUAUACGUGCUGGCGCAGAAGAAUUCACAGUACAAUAGGCUCUUUUCCAUCAGUUACAGGAAAUUGAUGGAGAGAGGUUUAAUGCGUAGGGAGACUUUGAUCUGGCAAGCGCAAAAGCCCGAGUGCCUUUCCAGCGCGAACGUAUUGCAAAUCGAAUUGGAACAAGUUGCUCCCGCAUUCUUUGUUCUGUCGUUUGGCAUCAUUGCUUCUCUUCUCAUAUUAGCAUUUGAAUGUCGAAUCAAACUCAAAUCAACUAAAAAAAUAUAAAAAGCUUCUACA
Molecule: messenger RNA, 1782 nt
Organism: Nicrophorus vespilloides
Lineage: Eukaryota; Metazoa; Arthropoda; Insecta; Coleoptera; Silphidae
Exons: 9
Coding region: 1-1770 (589 amino acids)
Source: RefSeq, a predicted model, not a curated record